Messenger RNA from Pezoporus flaviventris, 1517 nucleotides. It is a transcript of the gene SNIP1, whose product is annotated as Smad nuclear interacting protein 1. Gene Ontology annotation, cellular component: nucleus. NCBI's taxonomy places the organism in Eukaryota, Metazoa, Chordata, Aves, Psittaciformes, Psittacidae. The transcript has 4 exons. The coding region runs from base 57 to 1178 and encodes 373 amino acids. Gene Ontology annotation, biological process: miRNA processing. The record is from RefSeq and is a predicted model, not a curated record. Gene Ontology annotation, molecular function: protein binding; mRNA binding.
GUGCUUCCGAGCACCGGAAGCGGGGCGCGCUUCGCUGUGUGGCUGCCGGCGGCGCCAUGGAGGCGGAGGGCGAGCGGCGGCGGGAGCGGAGGCGCCGGGACGUGGCGGUGAAGGCCGAGAAGCGGAGCCCCCGGCGCUCCGCCUCCCGCUCGGCGCGGGGCAGCCAAUCUCCGCCGGCCGAGGAGCGGCGGGGCCCGGCCGGGCCGCGCCAGGGCAGGAGCAGCAGGUCGCCCAAGAGGAAGAGCAAGUCCGGGCGGAGGAGCCGGUCCCCGCGCGGCAGGAGGAGCCGCAGCCCGCACCACGCUGCCGUGAAGGUGAAGCAGGAGCGAGAUGAUCACUGCCGGCGAGGAAACGAGGAACGAAAGCAGAGAUACCCAUCGGAACCAGAGCACAGGAGAGACAGGAGCGGUGACAGAGACAGACACAGAGACCACGCAGACAGAAGGAAGAACCUGAAUGAGCGGCCUGGAGUCCGUGGCCACGAGCGAGAGAGGGAUGUCCACAACAUCCGUGAGCAGCAAGCAGAGAGGGAGUUUUACAACGAGAGGAGACGAGAGCAUCGACAAAACAACCAAAGCAGUGGCGUUGAGCAGAAACCAGAACUGGGGCAGUCUGAUAACAAACCUAAAGAAAAACCUGCUGUGAAGAAAGAGAAGCCAAGCUUUGAACUGUCGGGGGCACUGCUGGAGGACACCAACACUUUCCGAGGCGUGGUGAUCAAGUACAGCGAGCCCCCUGAAGCUCGCAUUCCGAAGAAGCGCUGGCGCCUUUAUCCCUUCAAAAACGAUGAGUUUCUGCCAGUCAUGUACAUUCACAGGCAGAGUGCUUAUCUGCUGGGCAGGCACCGCAGGAUCGCAGAUAUUCCCAUCGACCACCCCUCCUGCUCGAAGCAGCACGCUGUGUUUCAGUACCGGCUCGUGGAGUACACCCGUGCCGAUGGUACCGUUGGCCGCAGAGUGAGGCCCUACAUCAUCGACCUGGGCUCUGGGAAUGGCACUUUCCUGAACAACCAGCGGAUUGAGCCGCAGCGCUACUAUGAACUGAAGGAGAAGGAUGUGCUCAAGUUCGGGUUCAGCAGCAGGGAAUACGUUCUUCUCCAUGAAUCCUCGGAUAAAUCCGAGGCCAACACAAAGGACGAUGAUGAUGACGAUGAGAAGGAGGAAGAGUCUGACAGUUAACAGAUGAGGAGGGAAAGGGAAGGGGCAGGAGAGAGAAAUUGCAGUUGAACAUGCGUUGGAGCAUCACAGCACUGAUGCCUCUUAUUGCCUUAAAGUCCUUUUUCCGUUGCUGUUCUGUUCUCAUAGUUUAUUCUGGGGGACUUCCCUGAUUAUUCAUUUCUGAUAGUUCUGCAUAUUGGGAAAUACAGCUUCUCUUUGUUCUUUUUUCUUUGCUUUCCCUCCUCAACAAGCAGAAGAGCACCUGGAUGUGAAAGCUCUGAUGCUGGGAGGACUCCACAGAUGUUGAAGGACAUUUCUGCCAGGAAAUGACUUGGAACACAGCUGGUGUAUUUAAAAUUA